AUGCUACGCAACCUUCCCCCAUGUUUCUCUCGUGGGCGCUUGAUCUAUUUGCUGGCCAGGGAGGGCUUUGCCGGCACCUUCGACUUUCUUUACGUCCCGCUUUGCUUCAAGGAGAAGGUCUCCUUGUGCUAUGCCUUCAUCAACUUUCAAGAUACAGACACGGUAAACCGCUUUUGGAAGCACUUCUCAGGCUUCAAGAACUGGGGGUUCCCCAGCGUUCAAGUCGCUGAGGUUUGCUGGUGCGCGCGGCAUCAGGGGUUGAGCGAAGCCAUCGAGUACUAUCGGAACAACAGCGUGAUGCAUUCCAGCGUGCCGGACGAGUGCAAACCUGUGCUUUUCUACAGGGGCAGCCGGACCCUUUUUCCGGCACCCACCAAGACCAUCAAAGUUCCCAAGAAGGUGAAACACACGAACGAUGACGGGGUCAUUUCGCACGGUCAGCAGCUUCUCAAUGGUCACUCGUUGGGAGCUGCUCCCUUGCUCACUUUGACCCUGUGA
Symbiodinium necroappetens is the source of this 498-nucleotide messenger RNA. The record is from the annotation of a GenBank genome assembly. NCBI's taxonomy places the organism in Eukaryota, Dinophyceae, Suessiales, Symbiodiniaceae.